AUCUAACCACACGCCUUUCUCUUUGCGAGUUUCCACCGUUUAGAGCAAUGGGCGAGCCUCUUGUCUGGGCAGUCAAGAACGGAGACUUAGAUCAAGUCAAAUCACUAGCCCCGACGGUCGAUCUGAACAAGGAGCUGAUCAACGGUCGCAUGGCGAUCCAUUUCGCAGCCGACUACGGCCAGAAGGACGUGAUCGAGUACCUAAUAACGAGAAAGGCGGACGUGAAUAUACCAGACAAGCACGGCAUCACGCCGCUACUCGCCGCUGUGUUCGAAGACCACGCGGAAUGCGUCCGAUUGUUGAUUCAGAACGGAGCCAGAAAGGAUGGUAAAGCUCCUGGUGGUCAAAGCUACAUUGACUGUGCCGAAUCAGACGCCGUUCGGCGUGCUCUUUUAGAAAGUUGAAUUAUCACCAAAUCGUGGACGCUAUAGUUUUGUGGCAUUCUGAUGUGUUUUGAGUUGUGAGGUAUGAUGUCCGAGCCUUCGGAUAUUGCAAUGCAUGUUACGUCGGAUGAUUUUUUUGGUCGGCACUCGAACAGGUAGACAAAUGUCGGGUAUCACAUAUUACACGUACUCAUUUUUUUCAACUCGAUUUUCGGUGAUUGGAUAAUGUGUGUCUUGUACGGUCGUGAAAAUUUAAAAUUAAUAUUUUAUUUUUUAUUAUUUUUUUAAAUUAUGUAAAUGUACACUCCAUG
Molecule: messenger RNA, 694 nt
Organism: Corticium candelabrum
Lineage: Eukaryota; Metazoa; Porifera; Homoscleromorpha; Homosclerophorida; Plakinidae
Product: myotrophin-like
Exons: 4
Coding region: 48-404 (118 amino acids)
Biological process (GO): regulation of barbed-end actin filament capping
Cellular component (GO): cytoplasm; nucleus
Molecular function (GO): protein binding
Source: RefSeq, a predicted model, not a curated record